AGUGACUGACGGGCUGUCCCGUCUGUGCCGCUGCUGGUGCCUCCGACCCCGCCGCCGUCGUGUCAAACGACGUCGACGAGGCCACCAUGAGCCGCCGGCCGUCCUUCAGCGAGUGCCUGCGCGACUGGGAGGAGCUGCAGGACGGCUUCCAGCGCGUGCAGGAAACCCACAGGUUGUACAAGCAGAAGCUGGAAGAGCUGACGAAGCUCCAGGAUGGGAUCUCCAGCUCCAUCACCCGGCAGAAGAAGCAGCUGAAGGAGCUGUCGCUGGCUCUCAAAAAAUGCAAGUCUUCCCUCGUCGCCGAUCAAGAGGAGACCGUCCAGGAGAUCCAGGAUAUGAUCAAAGAGCGGCAGAAUGUCUUCUUUGAAAUGGAGGCUUAUUUGCCCAAGAAGAACGGGUUGUACCUGAACCUCGUGCUGGGGAACGUGAACGUCACUCUGCUCAGCAAGCAGGCUAAGUUUGCCUACAAGGACGAGUAUGAGAAGUUCAAGCUCUACCUCACCAUUAUCCUUAUCAUCAUUUCCUUCACCUGCCGAUUCCUCCUCAACUCCAGGGUGACAGACGCAGUCUUCAAUUUCCUCCUGGUCUGGUACUACUGCACACUCACCAUUCGGGAGAGCAUCCUGAUCAACAAUGGUUCCAAGAUCAAGGGUUGGUGGGUUUUCCAUCACUAUGUUUCCACAUUCCUCUCCGGCGUCAUGCUGACAUGGCCAGAUGGACUCAUGUACCAGAUGUUCAGGAACCAAUUCCUCUCCUUUUCCAUGUAUCAGAGUUUUGUGCAGUUCCUGCAGUAUUACUACCAGAGCGGCUGCCUGUACCGGCUCAGAGCCCUGGGGGAACGACACAACAUGGACCUCACCGUGGAGGGCUUCCAGUCGUGGAUGUGGAGGGGCCUUACGUUCCUGCUUCCGUUCCUGUUCUUUGGCCACUUCUGGCAGCUGUAUAAUGCCGUCACCCUCUUCCGACUGGCGCAACAUCCAAACUGCAAAGAGUGGCAGGUGCUGAUGUGCGGCCUUCCUUUCUUUGUCCUCUUCGCUGGCAAUUUCUUCACCACCUUGCGAGUUGUCCACCAGAAAUUCCAAGAGAAGAUGAAGGGUUCCAAGAAGGAGUGAGCCGCGGCCUCCCUGAGCAUCCGUCCUCAUCGCUACCCCCGGACGUUCGUUUCCACCUCCGCCUACCUUCCGUCGUUCUUGGCCCUGAGCCGGGGAGCUUGCGUCCCGUGCUCCUGAACUGAUGAUUCACUCUGGGCUGAGCAUCUCCCCCCACCCCUCCAGUCUUCUCAUGAACUGGUACAAAUGAAGCCGAAUGUGAACACCGCUCCCCAAUCUGGCACGAGGCCAUUCUGAGAAGCAGGCCUUUGUCCUCGGAUGGUGGGUUUCCAGGACGAUGGCCGCAGAGUCAGCAACCAGCAGUGACUUUAGCCCAUGACUCUUGAAUGUCUUUCUGAACCCUUUUCCCAGCCCGUCCCACCUGGGUGCCACCUGGAGCAGCCGUCUACCAGGUGGGGACAGGUUUAGCCUCAACCAUCUUUAAAGUCUGUUUGGACCUGGCAUGAGGGGCAAAGGGAGUAUUUCUCCUCUGUACUGUACAGCAUCUCCCGUCUUGACUUUUACGCUGACUCCUGUGACUUCUCUCAGGCUUGCGAGAGACCUUUUCCCUUGCGGGUUUGUGUUCCACUCUUCUCUGGUAUUUUACCAGGAAGGCCAAAGGAGCCUGAGUCUUGGCCGUGUACAGCCUGGCUGCCUCUUCUUCAGUAUCCCCACCAGCACCAAAAAACAUUCUGUGAUGUCUGCCCAGGUCUCUUUCCUGACCUGCUAGUAAGAACUGAUGGGUGAUUUUGUUUCCCAAUUUUUCUAUAUCCCUUCAGAAGUUGGAAGGGGGGACGACUGGCCAGAAAGUCUUAGAUUGUGGGUGUGGUAAAGCUGGUACUGAGCAAUGGCUUGGGUGGGUGGGCUGCAUUGGGCGCUGACCUCUCUCAGCCAUUGUGUGACGUAUUUUGAAACUGCGUUGUGUGUGUGACGUCUUUAGGAAAGCUGGAAGGAGCUGGCCGGCCUUAAGCCUGUGUCUUUGCAUCUCCUCUCGAAGUGUAUUGUCAUUUAAAAAGUGUUGAAAAAUAAAGGAAGGGAAAUGAAGCACCUUCAAGCGAUA
This is a messenger RNA of Eublepharis macularius, 2148 nucleotides long. It is a transcript of the gene TMEM120A, whose product is annotated as transmembrane protein 120A. Lineage: Eukaryota; Metazoa; Chordata; Lepidosauria; Squamata; Eublepharidae. The record is from RefSeq and is a predicted model, not a curated record. Gene Ontology annotation, cellular component: membrane. Gene Ontology annotation, biological process: fat cell differentiation. The transcript has 12 exons. The coding region runs from base 87 to 1112 and encodes 341 amino acids.